ACACGCGCACGGCGCACACAUAUCCCUUCCUUCACUGGCUCACUGCGGUCCCGGCAAAAGUCAGUCAACUCAGCCAACAAGCGCUGCUGCUCGGGCACGGGUGGUUUGGGAGGCCGGACGCAACGUCGGGAUGCAGUCGCUGCAGGACAAGGCGUCGGAGUGGAGCGGGGUGGCGGCCGCCGAUGCCUUUGCCAUCGACGACGUCAACAUAUUCGAGUACCUCGGCGGCACUCCGCAGCCAUUCGUCGACCUCUCCACCAAUUUCUACACCAGGGUUUAUGAGGACGAAGAGGAGUGGUUUCGGGAGAUAUUCGGGGGGUCGAAGAAGGAGGAUGCCAUCCAGAACCAGUAUGAGUUCCUGAUCCAGCGCAUGGGCGGCCCACCUCUAUUCUCCCAGAGGAGAGAUGGUCUGCCCAAAAUGAUUGAAGAAACGAGUAUCUUCAUGACACCCUGCCCUUAUAGGACGACACCGACCAUUCUUGGUUACCCACCGAGCUGCAGAGCGGUGGCUACACCACAUGCAACAAGCUUUGGACGCAACUGAAAGCAUAGAUGUGGACUCAAAAACGAAAAUGAUGAACUUCUUUAGGCACACUGCUUACUUCCUUGUUGCUGGCAAUGAGAUGACAAGGCAACAGGGCCAUGGAGUAGCCUGCAAACAUGCAACAAGUAAACCAGCUGAGUAACCAUUUUAGCCGUGGAGCUGGUAACCAUUGGAAUAAUUACUGAUAAGCCUUUUAUCCAGUGUGCCUUUAUAGCAUUCCGUAUACAAUGGAGUUGAAACAACCUCCACAUUCAAAGAAACAAUGGUACUGACUCUUUGUAGGCUUUAUAGCCAUUCUUGAGCAGAGAGUGUACUCAAAGUGGAUAGUUGUAGCUUCUGCCAAUAUGUUUAUCCUUCUUCGUCUCUUGUGCUCAAGAGUUAUUCACAGCAGUUUUUCAAAUUUGACCUCACCCUAGCAAGGUUACCACACCACAUGUUAACCAUGCCACACUUAUUUAAGGUCAUAUUUGUUUAA
This is a messenger RNA of Zea mays, 1019 nucleotides long. RefSeq lists its product as uncharacterized. The transcript has 5 exons. NCBI's taxonomy places the organism in Eukaryota, Viridiplantae, Streptophyta, Magnoliopsida, Poales, Poaceae. Gene Ontology annotation, biological process: oxygen transport. The record is from RefSeq and is a predicted model, not a curated record. Gene Ontology annotation, molecular function: oxygen carrier activity; oxygen binding; heme binding. Bases 131 to 544 code for a protein of 137 amino acids.